Guillardia theta CCMP2712 is the source of this 774-nucleotide messenger RNA. RefSeq lists its product as hypothetical. The transcript has a single exon. NCBI's taxonomy places the organism in Eukaryota, Cryptophyceae, Pyrenomonadales, Geminigeraceae. The annotation marks the transcript as partial. The record is from RefSeq and is a predicted model, not a curated record.
CUGAGAGAGAGGAGAGGACAAGACAGGAGAGCAUCUGAGAGAGAGGAGAGGACAAGACAGGAGAGCAUCUGAGAGAGAGGAGAGGACAAGACAGGAGAGCAUCUGAGAGAGAGGAGAGCAGGUCAGGGUGUUUGAGUGCUCGUUCACUCCUGAAUCCGAAGACCGUCAGCCAUGCGUUUCUUGUCCACUUGUGUGAACUUCUCGUUUCUCCUACUCCUCGCAGCAGGCUCGGUCAGGUCAGAGGCUGCCGUGGGAUCGCGAUCGUGGGACUCAGCCUUCGGACCUUAUCACUUGAGAGGCGAUGAAGUGCGAGACAUCCUCGCUCAUUCCUCGUCAUCGUCAGACAAUUAUUGGGGGAAGGGGUGGGGGUUGCAUGCGAGGCACGGGUCAUCCAAGCGUCGAGCCACAUGGAGCGUCGCACAUCACCCGCAGCUCCGGCUCACAACGCAAGACGCCAAGCUGCCUGGAGCAGCAAGCACGCAGGCGGGGCACCGGGAUAGCGAAGCUUGGAUCGUUCCAGCACUGUCACGGGUGAUGGAAGGGAAAGUGGUUCCCCACGAGCGAACAGGGAAUUCAUUGCUUCCUUCCUCCACUUCCCCCCCCACACCCAUUGCUGCUCCUAUCUCAGCUCCAGCAGUGGCGAUCGGAGCAGGGAAUAAUCAGCAUCUGACAGCACGAGGGAGGAACGCAGCUCUGCCUGUCAGGUCAACGACGCUGGGAGAAGCAGAGGAGGAGGCCGAGUACUCGCCUGAGAAUGCUCCUCCCAACGAGCCG